AAACUUCUCAUAUUAAGAAAACAGAAAUGGCUGCGUGCUGAUUAGUGAUUGUUUUCCUUCAUUUCUGGCUUGUAGUUACUUUGUUACCAAUGGAUCAAGAGUAUAUCCAGAGUUACCAGAAGAGAUGACAAGGUUGAACCAUCGAAAGAAGAGGCGGCUUCAGAUCUGAAAACCUUCAGUAAUCUUCCUUCUUUGAAGAUUUCAUUAAUGGAGGAUGUGGAUAAUGGACAUUUGCAGACUCACAAAGCAUAUGAAGAUGACUGUCAAACAGUCAAGAAGCAAAACAUUGACUUGCUGAAAAAUUGACUUUGUUCAAACCAAAAAAAAUAAGAAUAAGUAAAAAAAAAAAAGCAACAAAAUAGAAAUAAAUCGAUUGUCUUCACUUUUAAGUUCUAGGUUUUUAACAAAGUGUAAGUGAGAGCAGUAACUACUUGACAAGUAGCAAUAAUGACAUAAUGGUAACUGCAUUAAAACGGGGUGCUACCAUGUAUCCAUAUACAUAAGUAUUGCCAUCGGCUGAUCUACAUGCAGCACAUGAGUCCAUCUGACCAAGCUUUCCUGUCACAAUGCCACUUACUGCCUACAAGUGGACUCUGCUGCUGCUGACUGCUGUGCUGCAGUUAAUGCUUUGCCGUUUGCUGUCAGGAUGGCAAACUCAACCUUUUGUAGCUGAUAGUCAUGGACAUGUUCAUUCACAACCAAAUAAUUUAUUUUGGGGUUGUAAUUUCUCAACAUCAUCAUCAGAAGAGUAUCUUCAUGUGGACUUCUCUAGCAGCAUAGUUGACAGUGAAUUUAUUGUUUCAUUUGAUGGAUACUACAAGUCAAAUGCAAGGAGAAGGUUUAUUAGUGCAGCACUGCAAGAGACUGGCACCUCUUGGAAAAUUCUUCCUCGUAUCAAUCCUGCAUACAGUUAUCCAAGUGAUUUUGAUGUUGUACAGAUGCAUGGCAUGUUGAGAGAAGGCGUGGAUGCAUUAGAAGGCCACCCUCUUAUCAAACGUGUCACACCUCAUCGGAAGGUUACUCGGACCCUUAAAUUUACCAACGAAGCAGCUGCCCCUGGAGAUGAUGAAAAAUAUUCAGGGCCUAAAUCUUUCUCCUGGAAUGAUACCAACACUUUUAAGGAAAACAGAAAGGGGUGGACAGAUCCACUUACCUUUCACUCCUCUCGCUCCUUUGGCUCUAACAGGAAGAGUCUGUCUUUGAGUACUGUAUGGGGUGCUAGCAACCAUAAGUCUAGACGACUUCUGAGAUCAGUGCCAAAACAAAUCACAGGUGCCUUACAGGCUGAGAUGUUGUGGAGUCUGGGGUUUUCAGGUGCCGGUGUGAAGGUGGCAGUGUUUGAUACAGGGCUUGCUUUAGAUCAUCCACAUUUUAAAAAGGGCAGGAUCAAAGAUAGAUCUAAUUGGACCAAUGAGAAAACACUGGAUGAUAGUCUUGGACAUGGAACAUUCGUGGCAGGAGUCAUUGCUAGUCAUAAAGAGUGCCUGGGUUUUGCUCCUGAUGCAGAUGUUUAUGUGUUCCGUGUUUUCACCAAUAAUCAGGUAUCCUACACGUCCUGGUUUCUUGAUGCCUUUAACUAUGCCAUCCUAAAGAAGAUCAAUGUUUUAAAUCUGAGCAUCGGUGGCCCAGACUUCAUGGAUCAUCCUUUUGUUGACAAGGUGUGGGAACUAACAGCUAAUAAAGUCAUUAUGGUGUCAGCUAUUGGAAAUGAUGGGCCACUUUAUGGAACCCUGAACAACCCUGCAGAUCAGAUGGAUGUUAUUGGUGUGGGAGGGAUCAAUUUUGAGAACCAAAUAGCUCGCUUUUCUUCAAGAGGGAUGACUACAUGGGAGCUUCCUGGUGGUUAUGGCCGUUUGAAACCUGAUAUUGUAACCUAUGGUUCUUCUGUUCGAGGAUCUGCUCUUAGUGGAGGUUGUCGUUCCUUGUCUGGCACAAGUGUUGCAUCCCCAGUUGUGGCCGGUGCAGUCACCUUACUGCUCAGUGCAGUUUUAGAGCGAUCACAUGUGGUGAACCCCGCAAGUGUCAAGCAAGCAUUAAUGGCAUCUGCUCGUCGUCUGCCUGACGUGAACAUGUUUGAACAAGGCUAUGGAAAAUUGGACCUUCUGGCAGCUUACCACACUCUCCGGGCCUACAAACCUCAGGCCAGCCUAAUUCCAAGUUACAUUGACCUAACAGAAGAACCAUACAUGUGGCCUUACUACACACAACCUCUCUUCUAUGGCAGCAUGCCCAUAAUUGUCAAUGUUACAAUUCUCAAUGGCAUGGGUGUAUCCGGAAAGAUUGUAGACAGACCUCAGUGGGAGCCCUAUAUCCCAGAGAAUGGAGACCUUGUAGAGGUGGCAUUUUCGGCAUCCUCACAUCUUUGGCCUUGGUCAGGAUUCUUAGCCAUCUCUAUUACCGCCACUAAGGCUGCUGAAUCAUGGGAAGGCAUUGCAAAAGGACAGGUUAACCUUACCAUCGAGUCUCCGCCAGAUGAAGAUGAAAAAGAACCAAGGCGAUCAACAGUCACACUUCCAAUCAGAGUGAAAAUAAUACCCACACCACCCAGAAGCAAAAGGAUUCUCUGGGAUCAGUAUCAUAAUCUUCGUUAUCCUCCAGGGUACUUUCCCCGCGACAACCUGCGUAUGAAGAAUGAUCCACUUGACUGGAAUGGUGACCAUAUUCAUACCAACUUCAGGGACAUGUACCAGCACCUUAGAAACAGUGGCUAUUUUGUUGAGGUUUUAGGUUCGCCAUUCACUUGCGUAGACUCCAGUCAGUAUGGAACUCUUUUAAUCGUCGAUCCUGAAGAGGAGUAUUUUCCUGAAGAAGUAACAAAGCUAAAACGUGAUGUGGAUAAUGGGCUGUCUGUUGUCAUGUUUGCUGACUGGUACAAUGUAUCUGUCAUGAAGAAGGUCAAGUUCUAUGAUGAGAACACACGUCAGUGGUGGAUGCCAGACACUGGUGGUGCUAAUAUUCCAGCCAUUAAUGAUUUACUGAUGCCUUUCAACAUGGCUUUCAGUGAUGAAGUCUUUGAAGGGGAUUUCACUAUUGGGGACCAUGAAAUGCACUAUGCUUCUGGAACAAGCAUUGCCAGAUUUCCUAAAGAUGGAUAUUUGCUGAUUCAGACAUUGAAGAACCAAGGCCAUGAAGUGUUGAAAGGGGAAACACAGACAAAGGAAGGAGUUCCUAUACUUGGCCUUUAUCAGUCUGCAUCUCAGCCAGGAGCAGGACGCAUUGCAUUGUAUGGGGAUUCCAACUGUCUGGACACCAGCCAUCUGCAGAAAGAUUGUUUCUGGAUGCUUAGUGCCAUCCUUGAGUUUACCGCCCACAAGGUUCUGCCAUCCAACUUCUUCCUUCAGGAAUCUAUAGAGCUGCCUCCCAUGGGUGACUUGCCAGAGAGAAUGGAAGGAAACCAUCUGCACCGCUACUCUAAAGUGAUUGAGGGCAAUCUGGGAAAAUCGAGAUCAAGGCCCUUGCCACCUUGUCCAAGCCUUAACUGGGCCAAGCCUCAUCCUCUGAACAAAUCAGCACCAAGUACCUUGUACCAGCAUCAGAAACUGAUGUCCAUUGACAUAGAUUCUGCAGCCAUGGUCAUCAACAACAUCAACAAGCAGCGUGACGACAAUCCUCAGGCCCAAAGUGGUAUCAAUGCCGUCCCUCAAAGAAAACCAGGCUUUUCUCUCAACAUGCCCAUCCCUGGCCAGCAGCUGAUGAACGAGCAUGCCACCUUCUUCCCUGUUUUAGCUGUGCUAGGAACCUGCAUGGUGGGGCUGUUCCUCUUCAACCAGUGCUGUAGAGGGCGUAAAAAGAAAAAGAAAGGUCGUCCACGCAAACCUCUGCAUUUGGGACUCAAGAUGUCUGGAGUGUGAAAGUGUGUUUGAGGGACUGAAUGUAAAUACUAGGAAUUGAUGUUGAGAAAGUGGUGAAUACUGAAUGAAUGCAAGAGUUAAGGUGACUGAUUUUUGAUGAAUGGAUUGAUCACAUGUUCCUUGCUUUAUGCUGCCAAAAUUUGGGGUAAAAGCAUAAUUAAUUGUCUCUCACUGUCUUAAGAAUCAUCGUGAAAAAACUGCAGAGUUUGAAGGGAUAGUGGAGGAUGAUCCUGCACAUUCACAACGCAUAUCAGAAUACAACAGAGCAAAGGCAGAUUGUAAUGUACUUCUCUAUGAAACAGUAGUGGCUGAGUGCAAAUUUAUCAAUAAAUUUAAAUCAAGGAACAAAAAUAAUAACUAUCAAUGACAGAAUGCUAGAUACGUACUAAAAGAAUGCAUUUAAACUGGUGUUCAAGACAGCUGAGUACAUUGAAAAUGUGACUUGGGUAUAUGUCAUGAGGAUUCCCUUGGUACCUGUGUUUGAUUGCUGCAUAUUGGCAGCUGGAAAAUAGUGUGUGUAUGUUUUGCUGUGUAAAUGUAGCCUGAAUGUUUUCUGUGCUUCAGAAAGUACAUGCUUGACUCAGCUUGGGUCAGCAAGAGACUGAAAUUUUGAGCAGUAGAAUUUUGAGAUUAAAAUGUUAAAGAAUACAAAAUUCAGAUAGAUUUUAAUAACUUGCAAAAAUGAGGAAAAGGAGUUUGUGGGGGGGCCUUGGACAUGUAAAAUAUAUGACUGUUUAUGGCAGGUAUGCUCUUGGACAUUGUACAAUUUAUAGUGAGGACUGAAUGUAGUAGAAAAUUUAUAGGUAUGGAUGCAUAGAAGUAUUGUUUUUUGUUUGCUAAUUUUUUAAUUGAAUAUGGAGAAUACUUUCAAGGCCUUAGUUUAUUCUCCUCUCUAAGCAGAUUUUUGGUAGGGAGAAGACCAUGAGAUGUUAGCCCACCCAGCUGCUCACUACUGAGCAUUGCCUGCACCAUUUGGUCCUGUCUUUUCUUCAUCCAAAGAUAUGGCCUGGCCAAGUGAUCAGUGUCCAUAUGGAAGUAGGAAUCCAAAGACAGGAUCCACCCUAUUAGAUCUCAAGAACAAAUUCUGGGGAUCAGAAGUAACCAAUAAAAAGAAUUUUUAUAUGACUGAAAUAUUUAGUGCAGUUGUCUUGGGGCCAACUGAUAUCCUAAUAGAUAAAUAUACUGUGAGAAUGGUCUUUGACAUUAGAUCUACAUCAUUGUGACUUCUGUUAUCAGAUACCAACCGAAAUGAUCAUUUCAUAUUACAUUUCUGAAUACAGCUUUCAUCUUUAUAUGUUGUCUAUUCCAUAUCCGUAUGUUUGCAAGAGGUAGGACACUACUUUGGUGGGCAUCAUAUUUCACUGUUCCCUGGACUUGUAAAUAUUUCUCAAGCAUUGAAGAUGUUAAAUAAUUUUGUUCAGUAUUCUGCCUUUCACAGUUCAUGAAAUUUCAGAGGUUGCUUGUUUUUUUUAUGUUUUUUAAUUUAACAACUAUUGUGUGGGUUUUUCCCCACCUGAAAAGACAAAUCAGUUCAUAGACUUGUGGUUUGUCUUGAUUGCAAUGACAAUACUUGAAAACUGUUUUUAUUAUAGCUGAGUAAAAGUUACAGUACAUGUUAAUGAAAAUGUUUGUGUUUAAUCCAUCAUCAUUUUUUGUAAUCUGUAGACUAAAGGUGUUUACUUUCACCUGGUUAAUCAGUGAACAACAACCAUCUGCAUAUUAAUUUAUUUUUCAGACUUGCAGUGUUUGUAGAGGGUUGCUGAAACAUAUAAACUGGAAUGCUUUCAAAAAAUUAUUUUUAUUUGCAGUCAGAUAAUGAAUCUGUGUGCUAGGGUGCAUGUGUGUGUGUAGUUAAAUGCAAUCAAGGUACACUUUAUGGCAUCCUUUAAAAAAACCCCUGAGUCAUUGUAUUCAUGUUAUGUCUACAGUUCACUUCAAAAUAUGCUAGACCAUUUCAAUUCUUUUAGGAAAUUUUUAUUUUGAGUGACUACCUUUAAAGUUAUGUCUUCUUUAAAAUUUAAUUAAAUUUCACCUGAAGGCAUGAGUAAAAUGCUAUUGCGAGUAUUAUAAGAACAUUUUCUCUAGAGCAAUUUGCCCCCUCUCCAAGCCCAUAAUUAGAAAGAUGAAUAUUUGCACUGACAGAUUCAUUUUUUUAUUGUUUAAAAGUUUUCCUCAUGCCUAAUUGGUAUCGUCUUUCUAGAAUGUAAGAGUCUGUAUCCAUAUGAUAUUGUUUUCACUCUAGAUACCAUUUUUCUAAAAUUCCAUCACCUUUAUUGCCCCUGAAACAAGACUUUUUUAGUUUCAUUUUCUUUUGCCGCAAUUCACUUAGUCUCAUGGAGAAUGCAGAAACUUGCCUUAAUUGAAGGAAAAUUUAAAUAAACAGUGCCAUAUGGUGAUUUUGUGCUGAAAAGAAUUUUUGAGCUAAUUGCUUAAAUUCCAGGGCUCAUUUUCAUGUGCAUCGGCACUUUACUUUAACUUGAUUAGGAAACCAAUAAUAAAGUUAACCCAACAGUCUUGGUAUUUAUAACCCACUGAGUAGGUGAAGUUAACUGACUAGCAUAUCAGGAAUUCCCAAAAAGUGUGAGAUUACGCAUGCAUUAUUCAACAAAUGAAAAUUUUUUUUUUAAAUGCAAGAAAUUGCAGAAAGUCAAAUUAUUAGACCCGUUUCUGGGAGUCCCUUCCAUGUCAUGCCUCUGAUUCACUGUGGACCGAUCUGUUUGCCUGGGUCUCCCAAUCCUGCGGGGCCCCUGUGGGUUCCAGCCCACAGCUUCUCUCAUUAAACUGUCAGCCAGCUUUCACUGGGUGUGACUAAUCCAGCCUCACUUUCGCUUCUUGAUGUCUUGGCUGGCAGGUGUUUGGUUGGUUCUCUCCCACAGGUCUACCUGCAGGAUACAAAUUUACUUAGACUGGAUAGCAUAAUAGCCUGAGUAAACAAACUUUGUGGAUAUGAGCCCGGGUCAGAUAAACAUGUAACAUUUAGAUGUUUUUAAAAGGGACCAUCUACAUACUGUUCCUUUCUGCAAAACUUUAUGAACAAUAUUUUCAUAAAUGAAGUUUAAUAAUUUCCUUUAAGCAUAUAAUGUCAGUAAUGUGAGCUGCUGCUAAAUUUCCUUGUUCUCCAUGUUAUUUGCAUAACAGUGUUUUAGAUCUGAUUAGUGAGAUUGCUAAACUCUGUUUUUGAAAAUGUGGUUUUAAAAUAUUGACAGACUAUGGACUGUGCAUCUGUUAAAAAGUGUUCUAUGCAUCUUGUCUGUUCCUAGGAUUACACCUGUAGCUGCUUUCUACCAUCGCGAAUCGUAUCAGCACAUAAUCCAUGGAAGUGCCGAUUCCUUGUGCUUUGCUGUAGUGAUACCCAGGCUUUAAUAGACAUCUUUUCAGAAACUAUAACCAGCCAACAAGUUCUAAUUUAUAGAUGUUUUCAGACUAUACUCCACAUAAGUAUCAGGAUCCAAGUAAAAAUUAUAACCGGAUUUGGUACACUUGAGCUAGAAUAUUUUCUGAUGCAAGUUGUAAAUUACUGCAACAGUAAAUCUCUGCACUGCACUAGGAGAGGGUGACUUUAAUUAUAGAAUAAUACUAGUCAGCUUACUCAAGUUGUGUCAGUCAUCCCCAAAUCUGCAUUUGCAGAGCAAACUCUCCUCUCCUUACCAAUACUAAAGCAUCUAGACUUCUAGUCUAUAAUUACAUUUGUCAGAAAUGCAAUCUAAGACCACCAGCAUUGAACUUGCAUAUAAACCUAACCUGUGGUAGUACAUCCUCUAGGACAAGCUUGAUUAAGAUUGUUCUAGUACAUUUUAGAUUGCCCUAAAUAUCAAUGUAAAUUUUUAUACAUUAGUGCUUUGUUGCCUUUUGCUUUUAGACAAUCACUUGCUAAAGAUUUUUCACAACAAAAUUUGGAAUUUUUUUGCUUUAUCAACAUUUUAAGAUUUAUGAGAUUUUGUUAAUUGGGAAUGCACUAAAUCUUGUUUUCUUCAUAGAGAUUAUCAUUUGGUGUGGACAUCUAGUGAUUGUAGAGAUUAGAGGAAUUCCAGGCUAAGCUAUCGGAUACAUUCAACACAAAUGAAUGUUAACAUGCAUUCAUCUACAUUCACAAUUUGAUGUAUUCUCUUGCUGUGUGCAUCCUUUAUCAAGCCUUAAUUUAUUAGUUCAUAGUACAUCACAUAACAUUGUCUCGGAGCAUAAAUUUCCCUAGGGUGAACCAGAUGCAUCCUGCAGCCUGAUGUUGGUGAGAAUUCUUACACUUGUGCUGUUCACACAUUUUAGACUAUUAUUGGAAAAUGGUUUUAUCCAUGUAAACACUAUUUUGAGAUUUCAGGAAGAAUUUUUUUUUUUUGCUUGAAGGAUUAAACUUUAGUGAUUACUGAGAAUGUAUUAUUGUGUAUUUAGUAUUACAAGUGUGAAGAUAGGAAAUGGAUUGCAGCAUGCAGGUUUUAAUGAUUGCUCUCUGCACAACUCAGCAUAGUGAUGUCUUCAUAUAUUUUCGAGACACGUCACAUUUGGUCCACAGAGCAUUUUUUGUCAACUAAGCACUGUGUGAAGUGUGCUACUAAAACAGAAUGUAUCUAGAAUAAAACGAUUAUGAAUGCGUUGUAUGAAACAAAUGAAGUGGAGAGAAUAUUAAAAUGCAUGACUUAC
Molecule: messenger RNA, 8486 nt
Organism: Pomacea canaliculata
Lineage: Eukaryota; Metazoa; Mollusca; Gastropoda; Architaenioglossa; Ampullariidae
Product: membrane-bound transcription factor site-1 protease-like
Exons: 29
Coding region: 567-3851 (1094 amino acids)
Biological process (GO): proteolysis
Cellular component (GO): Golgi apparatus
Molecular function (GO): serine-type endopeptidase activity
Source: RefSeq, a predicted model, not a curated record